Molecule: messenger RNA, 3315 nt
Organism: Physella acuta
Lineage: Eukaryota; Metazoa; Mollusca; Gastropoda; Physidae
Biological process (GO): regulation of apoptotic process
Source: RefSeq, a predicted model, not a curated record
AGAUUCUAGAUUUCUAGGUUUAGACUAGAUUCUAGAUAUUAGAAUCUAGAUUUAGACUAAAUCUAGAAUUUAGAUCUUUUAUUAAAAUGAAAUUUUUACAAGAGAGGAUGUAAAAGCAAUCUACAAAUAAUCGCAUUCAAACAAUGCAUUUGUGUUGUCAUAUUUCCUUUGGUAUACAAGACAAUGGCUGACAGAGAUUCAGUGGAAGAUAUUGAAGAGCAAAUUAGAAGACUUCAAAAGAAAAAGGAAGAAGUUGAAUAUAAGAAAAAGCUUGAUCAUUUAAGAUUGCUGCAAGAAGAGUUAUCAAAAUCCAGUUCUUCAAGUUCCGGCUUAAAGAAUCAAAAAGAGAGCAAAACUCGAGAUAAUAGAGAAACUGAAGAUAUACUUCAAUCUCAUGAUGAUAUUUUAGCUCAACAGAAGUCUACCCGAGCAAGUUAUUCUUCACUUGGUGCAUCAAGCUCUGCAUUGGAUGAUUUAAGAGAGGAGUUUCAGAGAUCAGAUGAUUCAUAUAAUGCAGUUAACAAGUUAAUGACUCCUGAACAUAAACAAGCAAUAAGAGACAAUCGUGAGAUAUUGGUUGCAAACAUGUCGCCCGGUGACUUAUUCAAUUUUCUUAUUGCCAAAAAAAUCUUUACAGAAAGUGAUGUCAACAGGAUAAAAGACAAAAAUGGAAUUGAAUUAGUGAAUGAGGAACUGCUAAAUCUUUUAAUUAAAAGAUCUGACAGAGGUUUUUAUGUCUUUGUUGAUGCCUUACGACAAACAUUACAAGAUGGACUCGCUGACAUAAUAGAUCCACCUGAAAAAAACAGUACAAGAAAAAGAAAAAGUGGUGAAAUGCGUGUCAAUGUUGAUUGUGAGCGUGUUGUUCCAAUCAAUAAAAGAGUCAAAGUAUGCACCUGUCAGCAGAUAGAGGCCACAAUUCUGAAAAUAGCUGAAGAUGCAUAUUCCAAGAUCAAGCGAAAAGAUUGUACUCCAUCCAGUUUUGAACAAUUCAAGAAAGAGCUCCAACAAACAAAUGAACUUGUGAAGGAAACGGUUGAAGCAUAUAAUGCAAUAAAACUGGUCUGUAGUCAUGGCGAGUUGACAGAUAUAAGUAAUGGAAGCAUAAGUUUCACCAUUCGACUUUCAUCUUUAAAGGCUUGUCAAAGGCUCUGGGAUAUUUGUAACUCAGGUGUGAUGCUGGCAACAUUUCAGUCAAGUUUUGUAACACCCACCUUGCUGAGGAAGUCGGGUGCUAAAGACAUUAAACUGAGUCUGCGUGUUUGCCAGCUGGAGUAUUUAACUUGUGCAAUUGAACUUGCAAAUAGAGAAUUGCAGGUGUUAAAAUCUGCUCAGUCUGGACCUACACCAAUUAAGAGAAGAUUACGGCAGAAAAGAACCAUUGAUGAAAAUAGCUCACUGGAUAGCAAGCAAUCUUUGACUCACAUUAAGAGACAACCUUUCCAAGAAAUAUCUAUAAACAUUUCUAACUCAUCACAAGUAAUGAAAGAUAAGCCAAACAGUCUGUCACAAAAAUCUGAUCUCAAGGAGUCAAUGGCAAACUGCCACAAUGACUUUGGAAAACAGCCAUCGAACAGUGCUAACCUGUUAGCAAAUAUCACUGAUAUCCAGAAAAAUAGAACAUCUUCCCCAAAGGAGAUUGGUCUGAGAUCACGAAUAGUUAGACCAGCACAUACAAAUUUUGCAAAGUUGAAACAGAAAAGAGACAGACAUAUUGUUGCUGCCAGUUCUUCAGAAAAUUUUACUAGUGUAAAUAACAGACAUUUAAAACACGAGGGUCUUGAUAUUUCUCCGUGGAAAAAUAUGUGCCCAUACAAUUUACGCUACAAAAUUAUAUCUCUAGAAACUGGAAUAUCUUAGAUUAUUUUGCAGGAUUCUUAUAAACUUUUUAUAAGCAAUAUUUUUUGCAUAGACAGUUAACGUUUAUUGUACUGACCUCCAUUAGAAGUCAUUUGUAAUAAUAAAAUAAAAAUCUUUAUAAUAAUCUUAUAAUAAUGCACUAAAAAUAAAAUUGAUAUCUUUAUUUAGAGCUUUAAUCACUCAAAAGCUUUGAUUAGAGAAAGCAAGUUUUUUUUAUUUUCAGUGCAUUUAAAAGCUUAUUAAAAAGGCUUUUAUAUUUAUUUUCCACUUUUUAGUAAUCUUUUACUAAAUAAAGAGGCUUUGACUAAAAAUUCCUUAUGUUAAAGCCCCAUUCAGUAGCUCUAAAUCAUUAAAAGACAAUUAUCUGCUACUUCUUAGUCCAUGACCAUGCAAUAAAAUCACUCAGCUGUAAAAAAAGUUCAGUUUACCUCUGAUGACCAUCUGAUUGUAAUAUCUAGAGUAUUUUAUAUUAUCUCCCCUUUUAAAUAAAACUGAACUUAGUAAAUUAUUAAAUUAAAUUUUAAUGACUACCCUAAUGUCUAGUUAGAUUAAUAAAUAGAUAUUUUUGCAUUUUCACUGGAGACAGAUGUAUCUGGAAAGCUAGAAAAAAAAAAUCUCUGCAAGAAUUGCCACAUCUCACAGAUAGGCAUUUUGAACGAACUAAAAACUUAUGCCUGUAUUAAAAAUGUAUACUGUUAAAAUAUAGAGAUAUGGUAUAACAUUUUUAAAAAGCUAUUGUUCUCUUUUGGUGUUACUGCCCACAAAUGUAUUUUUAAAUAUGUAUAUAUACAUGAUGCUUUACAAGUGCCUUUAAGUUUUAUGCAAGUCAUUUUUAUAUAUGCAAAGAUUUGAUGAAUUCUGUUUUUAAAAAAAAAAGUAAAGUUCUUGUAAUUUAAUAAACUAAGCUGUGAUGUUUUAAGAUUUUUAGACACCUGAAAAAUCUCUUGUUCAAAAAUACAAUUAUUAAUAUGAAAGAAGCAUUCUUAUGGGGCUUAGAUCUAAUUGUUGUAAUAUUUAUGCAAGUAACCAGGAACAAGUUUGACUUCAAAAAUAGUUUCAAAACCUUCAACUCUAAAACGUUUAUUUAUGGCUUUUAAUAAGUGCAGAAUUUUUAACAAAAUAAUUACAUGUACAUAAUAUUUUUUACUUUUAGGGCUUGACAAUACUUAAUUUAAAAUCAAGCAAGCUGUAGAUUUUUAAUUAUUUUAGAUUGUUUUAUUUCUUUUAUUUUCCAAUUAUUGUUUUAUGCUGUUUUGACUCUCUUAUAGUGAUAGGUAAUCAUCAGCCUGUGCUUUAGCAUUUCAUUGAGUCGGUAAAUUUCUUUUGUUAAAACCAUUCUUCUAUACCACCGAGGCAAGAACAAAUUGUAUAUAUUUUUAAUAGUGUGUUUGAAAAUUGCAUAUGCGUUAAGUACCAGUACUUAAUUUAAAGUUAAUAAAAAGUACUUCAACUACA